AUGUACGCCCUACUCCCUCUCCUUUUAGCUUUGGUCGGCGACGUCAAUGGCUAUGCCUGGAUGGAGAAGCUCUCACAUGGUGGACCAGUUACGACACUGGAGCAGAGAGCUGCAACAUGCCCACUUCAUCUGUCUCCACAAGGCGCCGCACCGUAUAGCGAGUACUACCCUAGCAAGUACACCGGGGCAAGAGACGGCUUACCAGGCACCGGGAAGGGUGGUCUUCUGGUGCCUGCAGUCAAUGACACUGCCCAUGCAUACUCCCCUCCUUCGUCGAGGGAUAUUCGUGGACCUUGUCCCGGCUUGAAUAUGGCAGCUAGUAUGUUCAUCGACAUCGAUCUGCUACCGAAAGCUUACUUAUUACACAGAUCACAACUUCGUAUGCUCUGCUACUAUAGAGCAGGUCUAGCACACACAGCUGACUCAAUGAAUAGNAUUAGCCAUGAUGGUUUGACCAACUUUGUCGAACUAGUCGACUUUGCUCAGAACGUCUUCAACUGGGUUCGACGAUCGCUCUGCAACUAA
Messenger RNA from Aureobasidium musti, 525 nucleotides. The record is from the annotation of a GenBank genome assembly. NCBI's taxonomy places the organism in Eukaryota, Fungi, Ascomycota, Dothideomycetes, Dothideales, Saccotheciaceae.